AUGGUCUCCAGAAGGGUCCAUGCUUCCAACAAAACGUUGGCGAGGCACAAGGAGCGCAACGGGAGCUCAGCGACUGUGAAGCUUCUGCUCCCAAGCAAUCACACCGCCAAGACUUCCGCCCCCGACCAUGUUCGGUUGUUCCAGAAGAUCCAUGCUGCAUUCGAGGGCCUCCAGGACAACGAGGAGACGGACUCCUGCGAGACAGCAGAGCCUGGAAUGAGACGAUGA
Molecule: messenger RNA, 228 nt
Organism: Guillardia theta CCMP2712
Lineage: Eukaryota; Cryptophyceae; Pyrenomonadales; Geminigeraceae
Exons: 2
Coding region: 1-228 (75 amino acids)
Source: RefSeq, a predicted model, not a curated record